This is a messenger RNA of Lathyrus oleraceus (garden pea), 1370 nucleotides long. RefSeq lists its product as uncharacterized. The transcript has 12 exons. NCBI's taxonomy places the organism in Eukaryota, Viridiplantae, Streptophyta, Magnoliopsida, Fabales, Fabaceae. The record is from RefSeq and is a predicted model, not a curated record. Bases 229 to 1197 code for a protein of 322 amino acids. Gene Ontology annotation, molecular function: aminoacyl-tRNA deacylase activity.
AUAAUAUUCUAUCGACGGCAAAUAUCACAAUAGUACAAUUGACUUUUGAUUACUCCAAAUUACAGGUAAUCUUACCGUGUAAGCUUGGAGUUCCAACAUACAAUACAAUAAGUUCCCCCGAUACAGAACCAUCACAAAGUUCAGUGCUGUUGUUAUUGCUGUGUUGUUGUGAAUCUUCCGAUUGCAAAAAUUCUCAUUUCCUUUCUUCCAUUCUGUUGCAAAAACGCUAUGGGCUAUACAAAGGAACAACUUCUUGCGCAGUUAAAGGAGCUUCAGAUUAAUUUUUCACAGUAUGAGCAUCCAGUUAUUUUGACAGUUGAGGAAGGGGAAAAGUAUGUUGGAAAUUUAGGUGGUGGGCUGAGUAAAAAUUUAUUUUUGAAGGAUAAGAAACAUAGAUUUUAUAUCGUUUCUGCUUUAGUCAACACCAAAGUAGAUAUAAAAGUGUUAUCUCAGCGGCUUGGUUUAGGUAAAGGAGGUCUCAGAAUGGCACCUGCAGAGGCUUUAACAGAAAUGCUUCAGGUGCCCUUGGGUUGUGUCACCCCGUUUGCGGUAGUGAAUGACUCAGCACGAGAUGUUGUGCUCUUGUUGGAUCAAGGGUUCAAGACUCAUGAGUUCUGCUUCUUCCAUCCACUGGCAAAUGACAUGACUAUAUCUUUAAAUGCUCAUGACCUUGACAAAUUUCUAAAGUCAAUAGGAAAGGAUCCCUCGUAUGUUGAUUUUGAGGCCAUUCCUGUAGUGAGCAAAGAUCAACCUCCUGAUCUAGCUGCACUAGUUCCAUCCAGCUCAAUAGUUGUGCCACACCAGUCCGAAAUGCAACCUUCAUCACAAGUUCCUGCAGAUGGAAACCAUGCUUCUGUUGAGAAUAAGUCCCAGAUAGUUUCAGAACAAGUUUUCAAACCAUCCAUUAGUAAGAAAGUUACAAAGGAGAAACCAGUCAACAAUGGUCAUUCAUCAAACUCCUUUGCAGAUGUUGGGCCAUUAGUUGAAGAAAUAUUGCAUAAAGCAUCAGAUUUACUGCUUUCAGAGAUCAAGGAAGACACUAUAAAACAACAUGGAGAGCAUCUAGGCACUGUAGUGUCUGACAAUCUACGGAAAGUUCUCGUCUCAGAUUUGAAAAACCUUGCUAUGAUAUUUAAGAACUCAGCAUACACAGAAGGGUUCCAUGCUGGUAUUCACCAUCAGUCCAAACAUCUGUGAAGAUCAUUUCAAUUAUUUGAGAGACUGAAAUUUCAAUUCUAAUUGUGCCAUAAUAAAGGAGAUAUUGUGUGGCCCAGAAGGGGAUAUAAGUUGUUACAAAUUGGUUCAUGAAUUGUGUGUGUGUAAAAUAUGUGGUAAACUUUGUCCUAUAAUACAUCAUUUCGUGAAAGAUA